Messenger RNA from Trichobilharzia szidati, 1296 nucleotides. Lineage: Eukaryota; Metazoa; Platyhelminthes; Trematoda; Strigeidida; Schistosomatidae. The record is from the annotation of a GenBank genome assembly.
AACCAUCUAAACUGGUGAGCCCAACCACGAACUACAUCUUCAAUUCACACGCAGAUAAACCCGCGGCAUACUUUUCGUCAUGAGUGAUCCUAGCCCCAAGGUUAUUCAGAUUCGCUCAGCCGCCAAAACAAUCCAGCUAGUACCAUAUUGGGCCGAUAAUGCUGAAACUUGGUUUCAGAUUGCUGAGUCCGAUUUUUGUGAACAUGGCAUAACUGAUCAACGUUCACAGUUCCUUGCAGUUAUUCACGCCCUACCGCGGGAAUUCAGCAGGUGCGGAACUCUGCAGAUGUCGGUAAGUAACUCGUACGAGUUACUAAAAGCAUCCAUUCUCAAGAGAAACGUUCUCACAGAUCGACAACGUCUUGAUGAGUUAUUUCGUAACAUCGAGUUAGGAGAUCAGUCAGCCUUGAGCAUGCUGGCAAGAAUGAAAGAGAUCAUUGGCCAAAGUCAGUUCGAUGAAGGACUGUUUAGAGAACUAUUUUUAUCCAAACUGCCACAGUCAGUUCUGACUGUACUUGUGACACUUCAGGGUGUUCUCAUAGAUGAUUUAGCUGUCUCUGCAGAUAGAAUUCUAGAGAUAACCAAACGGCCAGUUACCGAAAUAUACUCUGUUACCGAACAGACUUCGAAGAAGGAUGCUGCAAUGAUAGAGUUAAUCAACUCCGUCCAGCAGAUGUUUAGGUCAAACAAGCCUAGUAAUUCCUCAAACCGUCGUUCUAGAUCCCCUCAACGGCAAAACGCACGUGGACGAUCUAAGUCCAACACACGUUCUCUCAGAAAUCCUGACUGGUGUUGGUACCACAACACCUAUGGCAAGGAAGCGAAAUGUUGUCGAAAAACUUGUGAUUUCGGCAAAGCCUCCAAGUCUGUGGGAAACUAUCCCGCCGGCACGCGUUAGCGGCAACCGUCGCCGGUGGCAAUAGCCGCUUACUUUACAUCCAUGAUGUAAUGAGCCAGACUAGAUAUCUAGUCGACACAGGUGCCGAAGUCAGCGUCCUUCCUGCUACAGCAGCAGAUCGACAGAAGGAUCCUAACUUCAACCUACAGGCUGCAAAUGGAAAACCAAUUGCAACCUAUGGUCGGAAAUACGUCUAUCUGAACGUAGGUUUACGCAAACCUAUUCAGUGGAUUUUCCUAAUCGCCGACGUCACAAUGCCCAUCAUUGGCACGGACCUACUUAAUCAUCAUGAUUUGCUCGUAGACGUCCGCCGUAAACGAUUAAUUGACAACACUACUAGUUUGUCUAUCAAAGGCAUAACUUAUGUAGGCCCCAGCUUGUCACUCGUUAAGAUGAAA